Molecule: messenger RNA, 2336 nt
Organism: Nerophis ophidion (straightnose pipefish)
Lineage: Eukaryota; Metazoa; Chordata; Actinopteri; Syngnathiformes; Syngnathidae
Exons: 6
Coding region: 509-1414 (301 amino acids)
Source: RefSeq, a predicted model, not a curated record
GGACAGGCUCGUGCAGCUGGUUCGCAUUUGCCUGUGUGUGAGUGUGUGUGAGUGCGUGUGUGUGUGUGUGACUGCCAACUACUUAUUAUUAUUUUCAUUUAUUUUCUUCUCUCCCCGACACCAUUAAGUUGCGGAGUUUAGUCGGAGCCACGGCGAGUAAGUCAUCUCUCAGUGAAGAAAGACUCAAAAAAAAAAAAAAAACUAAACAACGCCGACCUAAAUGAACUCGAGAAUAACAAGUUUGCUACGCACAUCCGUUGAAAAGAAGCCACGACUACGCAGUUGAACAUUUUCGGCUUUUAAUUUCCUUUUCAGUCGAGGUCCUCUUGCAGCUGACGACGUUGUUUUUGUGGCUGUCAUUGAAAAGAAAGAAAAAAAAAAGUCCCGUGUGCCUUAUUGUAAGCGAGAAAAGUCGUCCAUGUUAGCUAAUGAAGCUGUAAAUGCCACAAGAGAUCCAGCAAUUAAAAGGUAUUUGUUAGGGGAUAAGCCAUAAGCUAGCCAAGUCAACAUGCUAAAGACCCUGACCAAGAAGCUAAGAAGACACUCACUCAAUGAGAUACACCCUUUUCAACUUAAGACUUCACCCCUGCAAUUUUCCGCAACACAACCCGUGGAAGUCCUCCUCGAUUGUUACAUGCUGCAUAAUGCCUCCUUUUUGUUUUCUUACCACGGCAGUGGCGAGGGUGGGGAGAGUGAUGAUUCAGAAGGAGAGAACCAGGAGCUUGCACAAAUUGAUAGAGAGAGACGGAGAAAUUGUGCCCUCACCCCCCUGGCUACCAACCAGCAGCACAACCAGGGUCCCCUCUCUCCAGCUCGUUUACGACGCCUCCGCCUUCUUCUCGACGGCAAUCUGGAUCGACACUCGUCAGAGGAAGAACUAGAGCGAAUCAGCUAUGGGGACAACAGAAAAUGGAUGUCUUCACUCCCUCAGCGCCAUGGUGAUCACCACAGCAGCACGUCCAGCGACGAGGAAGUGCGAGAUCUCUGUGGUUGUGGGUCGCCCGUUGCUGCUACAAAGACGCUGGUCGAGCCUGGUGCUUGUCUGGCCGCCGUCUCCAGCCCUGUGCUUUUCAGCGCAAGCCCUCCAUGUAGCCUGAAGCCACCACCCAUGCGCUUUCAACUCCAGGUGGUCCAGCCAGUCACUCGGCCAAUCAUCUUGACCCACUUUGACCAGUCAGCACCUUACAGAAAAUACCGGCACAGCUAUAGUGGGGAGUUGGGGAGACCAAGUCUUGAUCUAGAGAAGAUGCAACAGAAAAUGCUGCUCAAAAAACACUGUGGAGGGAAAACACGGACCAUAAAGAUUCGGACUCUGACUGGCAGUCGCGCUCCACCCAGGUACACAUACGACCCCUCCAUCUUCGCCUUCCGGUCUUUGAGCACAGUGCCCCUGUCUGAGGAUCCUCCCUGCUGAUGAAGAAACUGCUCGUUGAAAACGUCCCUUCUCUCCAAAAGAAAGACUGUUCUAAAACAGACCGGUCUAACUAUUGCACACUCAGGUAUUCCCACCCUGUAUCGAUGUCACUUUGAUGAUUACUCUUGAGGGAAUAAUAUGGCCUAACAUUUCUAAAGGAUAUUUCAGGUUUGUAUGCAUACAGCUGUACCUGACUAAACCCUGGUAUUGGUAAAGAACGGCACAUGGCUUAUGUCGCACAACAAAUCACAUUCAUUUAGCUUUGGAUGGGCUCAAGGGGAACGCUGCAUGGACGACAAUCAAAUGGUUUCCAAAGUAAUGUACAAACAUGGUCACCCAAUAUCUUAAUCAUGUUUUGAUGAUGACAUCAUAUUUGCUUGCCUGGAAAACGUGUUAGUCAUUGAAUAUGCAGGUGACGGUGAACUAUACCAACACAUAUGACUAGUUACACCUAGUUGACCAUUGAUGUGUUUCUCAGCAAAUAUGUCACUAGUGUUAGUCCCCGUCAAGUAUUUGUUGCCUCUUCCCUGCAUGAAUUCCACUGUGUUGCAGAAAGAGCCGGAAAGAGCGAGAAGGAAUGAGUACAAUAGUUUGCUGCACUUUUGGCAAGUGUAACGGGUGUGCUGUGUUAUGCAUAGCCUACUUGUAGUGUGCCAUUUUUUUUUUUUAUUGUACCUCAUCACUUUUUAGGUAGAAGAGGACCAUUGGUAAGACGUAAAAAAUAGCCCAGUGUUUUCUAGACAUGCCUUUCAAUAACAUUCCUGUUGUGUCGUAUGGAAUCGGAGAGUUGCCAGCUGAUCGUUGGAUCAGACAUGCAAUGUGGCCAUCAUAACGACCAUUUUCGCCGAAGUGAAUGUAAAAUUGUGACAAGUUUCUGUUCCUUGUUACACUAAAUGGAUCAAUAAAUGCCCUGUGGCCUCUU